Molecule: messenger RNA, 1943 nt
Organism: Syngnathoides biaculeatus (alligator pipefish)
Lineage: Eukaryota; Metazoa; Chordata; Actinopteri; Syngnathiformes; Syngnathidae
Gene: chmp3
Product: charged multivesicular body protein 3
Exons: 6
Coding region: 648-1307 (219 amino acids)
Biological process (GO): endosome transport via multivesicular body sorting pathway; protein transport; late endosome to vacuole transport
Cellular component (GO): multivesicular body; ESCRT III complex
Source: RefSeq, a predicted model, not a curated record
ACUCGCUGGAAAUGGGACUCUUUGAAAACGUCACAACAGUGCAACGAUGACGGAGACAAUUAGUGAUGUUUUUUUUUUCAAUUUUAUUCUUUUCUUUUCCCCCACUCGGAGUCGUGUUGCUUUCUUGCGCUAUUAUUCAUUAUAAAUUGAUAUAAAGCGCUAUGACGUGUAAAUUUAUGGAGGAGGCAAUGAAUGCUGCUGUUGCUCGUAUCACAAGUGUGGUCUCUUAUAAAAAGUUAAUUUAAAUAAACGUAAAGGUAUUUACGAAUUCAUACGAACAACUUUACUUAGAUUUAACGUAGAUAUAAAACAUGCAACGGAUAAAUUCAGAUUUGACAAAGGAAAUCCAUUUUGCACGUGCAAAUUCAUUUUCCCUCAAUUAUGUCUUGAAAGCCGUGUUAAUUAGCUGCGCUGUAUCCAGGCGGAUAAGCGAUGAUAUAUAUUUUUUUACUUGCAUGUUUUUUAUUUAUUUUUUUUAAUCUGAAUGUUGCCUUCGGCUUAUUGUUCAAUUAAAAACGGUAUUUUCGUUGUAUCCCCACUGAGCCGAUUGAAGGAGAACAGGAAGUGCUACUCUGAUAACACUUCCAGGUAGCCGUCGACUCCCAGUAACUAGGCUAACAAACUGCUAUAUAAGGCAUUUUGGCACAAUGGGACUGUUCGGUAGAACACCGGAGAAGCCACCGAAAGAGAUGAUAAAAGAGUGGUCCCAGAAAAUAAGGAAGGAAUCAAGAACAAUAGAUAGACAAAUUCACGAUAUUCAAAGGGAACAGGAAAAAGUGAAGCGAUCCAUUAAAAGUGCUGCCAAAAAGGGUGAGAGGGACGUCUGUGUGAUUCUCGCGAAGGAGAUGGUUCAGUCCAAACGAGCCGUCACAAAGCUCUACUCUUCUAAAGCCCACCUCAACUCAGUGACACUCAGCAUGAAGAAUCAGCUUUCUUUAUUGCAUGUAGCUGGGUCCCUGCAGAAAAGCACCGAGGUGAUGAAAGCCAUGCAGAGUCUCGUCAAAAUCCCAGAGAUACAAGCCACCAUGCGAGAUCUAUCGAAGGAGAUGAUGAAGGCUGGAAUCAUUGAGGAAAUGCUGGAGGACACGUUUGAGAGCAUGGAAGAUGGAGAGGACAUGGAAGAGGCGGUGGAGGAAGAAGUUGACAGGAUCCUCUUUGAGAUCACAGCAGGAGCCCUCGGCAAAGCCCCCAGCAAAGUCACAGACGCCCUGCCCGAGAUGCCGUCCGGGGCCACCGCAGCCUCGGAGGACGAGUCCGAGGAGGACAUUGAAGAAAUGCAGUCCAGACUGGCAGCGCUUAGGAGCUAAGGGGCUUUUUCUGUGAGACCAUAUCUGUUGAACUUUUGCAGUACUGAGCAUCUUUUCUGCAGCUUGCUCUUCUUCGGUUCCGCAUAAUCAUUUGGGGUUAUCUUUGUGCUUGGAUCAAUAAUGUGUGUUUUGAUUUUGUCAGAGGAUUUUUGCUUUUAUAUUACCAUUGGUAACCCGGAGUAAGAUUACUAUCCAAAGUCGAUUAGAAAGUUUGAGAGAGUGUAAAUAAUGCAAGUAUGAAAAGCCUACUGUGCCUAUGUUAUGGAAACCAUGGUAUUGUUGAGUAUUUGUUUUGGACUCACCAAUGACAAUAUGGUCAUUGAAAAGUUGACAUCACUAACUACACCUUGUAAACUAUUAACACUAGAGUUGAAGGGUACAUUUUUUUAAUAGACAUGUACAGUUAGUCUUUACCAUAUAAAAUACACUUCAUAAAAUGCAUGCAUACGCCCCCAAAUAUUUUGUACGUUAACGUUCAACACAUCCAAAGUUUCUUUGGUGAAUGAGGAAAUUAGUGCAAAAUCACUGAAAUAGCUGGUUAUUACAGGGAAAAUGUAUUGUGAAAGUGCAAUGUUUUAUUUUUUUUUCUAUGUACAUGGUGUAAAAGAACAAGGAAAUAAACUUUUAAGAACUACG